Molecule: messenger RNA, 6631 nt
Organism: Zootoca vivipara (common lizard)
Lineage: Eukaryota; Metazoa; Chordata; Lepidosauria; Squamata; Lacertidae
Source: RefSeq, a predicted model, not a curated record
AAAUUGCAACAUUCCAAUAGUCUUGGUUGACUAUUGAGAAUGUAAGUUUUAGAAUAUUAUAUUCUAAAAGGUUAAGGAAAGUAAUUAUUCAAUUAUGAAAAGCAUGCUUUUAAAAUUCCAAAUUAUAGUUUCUAGUACGUAGUCUUAGUUUCUCAAGCAGCAUCAAUUUGUAACAAAUCCAAAAUAUAAAUGUAGAAUUAGUGGAACAUCUCUUCCUGCUAUGAUUUGGCAUCCAAGCAUGCUUUUGCAAAUAGUAUGCAUGUUUUAUCAACUGCUUCCAAUUCCCCCUCCUCUUUUCAAUGCCGUGCAAUUUGUCCGGUCCCUGAACUUCACUGGAGCUUUUAGUAACCAGUGACUUUCAUCAUAACCAGUUGCAUUCUGAAGCAAGAAGCACAGAUGGCAAGGGCGGGCAGAGUAAAAGGAAUAUAUACUGCCAAAAGGAGAACAUCAUUCCUGUUCACAAAAUAUUGUUCUUUGCUGCUAUGCUGUUAAGGAUGAAAACUUGGCUGGCUGCGGUGUUCAAAACAGCAAGCAUUAAAAAAAUUAUUUCACUUCAGUUCAGAGCUUGGGGUAGGGUAGGAAGAGGUAAAUCCAUCCCCCUCCAUGCAGAAACACAGACUGGUUUCUUUGGGUGCUUUGGGCUUUAAGGAAUAUUCCAUUUCUCCCAUUCCACUAAUAUGCUGUGACAGGGGUCAGCAAACAUUUUCAGCAGGGGGCCGGUCCACGGUCCCUCAGACCUUGUGGGGGGCCGGACUAUAUUUUGAAAAAAAUAUGAACGAAUUCCUAUGCCCAACAAUUAACCCAGAGAUGCAUUUAAAUAAAAGGACACAUUCUACUCAUGUAAAAACACACAAAUAACCCAGAGAUGCAUUUUAAAUAAAAGGACAAAUUUUACUCAUGUAAAAACAUGCUGAUUUCCAGACCGUCCGUGGGCCGGAUUUAAAAGGUGAUUGGGCCGCAUCCGGCCCCCGGGCCUUAGUUUGGGGACCCUGCUGUGGCAUAUGGUGCUCUAAAGAAACUUACCCAUAUCGGGAGUCAAAUAACCAGAAGUAGGCAGAUUGUAAGGGUUAUGGAUCCAAAUCUGGCCAAGUUGUUUUCUACUUCCUACCAGGUUGGGGAGUCCCUAAAGUUAUUUGUUUAUCCAUUUAUUGAUGUUUGUAGGUCAGCCAGCUGCAGGAGGGCAAAGUAUUAACCCUGAAGACAAGACCACCAUGUAAAAACUGCCUAUUUAUGUAACAGAGAAAAAGCAGUGAAGAGAAUAAUCCAGAUUGAAGCAUGAGUGCUGAGACCAACCAGGGGGUAAUCACAACCCCUCCACCCCCCAGCAUGCCUCACAAAGAGAGAUAUUUUGACCGCAUCAAUGAAAAUGACCCUGACUACAUCCGCGAAAGAAACAUGUCUCCUGACCUCAGGCAAGACUUCAACAUGAUGGAACAAAGGAAAAGAGUCACCCAGAUACUACAAAGUCCUGCUUUUCGGGAAGACCUGGAAUCACUUAUUCAAGAGCAAAUGAAGAAAGGCAAUAACCCAACUGGGUUGCUUGCCUUACAGCAAAUUGCUGACUACAUUAUGGCAAGCUCUUUUGCAGGAUUUUCUUCAUCUCCUCUAAGCUCUGGAUUGGUUACACCUAUCAAUGACCUUCCUGGGAUAGAUACCACUACAUAUGUAAAGGGCGAAAAACUUACUCGUUGUAAAUUAGCCAGUUUGUAUAGGCUGACAGAUCUGUUUGGAUGGGCACACCUGCCCAAUUCAUAUAUCACAGUAAGAGUAAGCAAAGAACAUGAUCAUAUUCUUAUCAUUCCAAGAGGCCUAUCAUUUUCUGAAGCUUCUGCCUCCAAUUUGGUAAAAGUAAACAUACUGGGAGACGUGGUUGACCAGGGAAGCACCAAUCUCAGCAUUGACAGUUCAGGAUUCAGCCCUCAUGCAGCCAUCUACUCCAUGCGCCCUGAUGUUCGAUGUGUGAUCCACAUACACACUCCAGCAACAGCAGCUGUUUCUUCCAUGAAGUGUGGUAUACUUCCUAUCUCUCAGGAGGCUCUCAUUCUAGGAGAUAUUGCAUACUACAAUUAUCAAGGAUCUCUGGAUGAAGCAGAAGAAAGACUUCAACUCCAGAAAGUUCUUGGGCCAAGCUGUAAGGUGCUGGUCUUGAGAAACCAUGGGGUAGUAGCACUCGGAGAGACUUUAGAGGAAGCUUUCCACUACAUCUAUAAUGUGCAAAUAGCUUGUGAAACACAGGUACAUGCACUGGCUGCAGGCGGCGUAGACAAUCUUCUUAUCCUAGACUUACAGAAGUAUAAACCUUUCACACACAAUCUGGUAGCAUCUGGAGGAGGAGGAGUUAAUAUGGCCUCUCAGUUCAAGUGGAAAGUUGGAGAACAGGAGUUUGAAGCACUGAUGAGAAUGCUGGACAACCUGGGUUACAGAACAGGCUAUGCUUAUCGACAGCCUCUUGUGAGGGAGAAGCCCAGGCACAAGAGUGAUGUUGAGAUCCCAGCCACCGUGACUGCCUUUUCCUUUGAUGACGAUUCAGUUCCAAUUUCCCCUCUCAAAUUCCUAGCACAAAAGCAGCAGCGGGAGAAGACAAGAUGGUUGAAUUCUCCAAAUACAUAUUUGAAAGUAGAUGUUCCCGAAGAAUCCCGGAAUGGGGAAACAAGUCCCCGGACUAAAACCACAUGGAUAAAAGCUGAAGAUUCAUCUAAGCUUAGUGGAGGAACUCCAAUCAAAAUUGAGGAUCCAAACCAGUUUGUUCCAAUGAAUACAAAUCCAAGUGAUGUACUGGAAAAGAGGAAUAAGAUUCGGGAGCAAAAUCGGUAUGACUUAAAAACUGCAGGUCCACAGUCUCAGUUGCUUGCUGGAAUCGUAGUGGAUAAAAAGCCCAGUGUUCCAAUGCAGUUUGAAGAAGAUGAGCAUGCCCCACCAGCCCCUCCCAACCCAUUCAGUCAUCUCACUGAAAAGGAACUGGAAGAGUACAAGCGGACAAUCGAACGCAAGCAACAAGGAGUAGAUGAUGCUGAUCAGGAAUUAUUCUCAGAUGAUGGGUCAUCUGUUUCACAAAUUAAUUCUCAAACUCAGUCCCCACAAAAUGUCCCUGAAAAAGUAGAAGAAAAUGAUGAUUACCAACAGGAUGCUAACCUCGUCUCUCUGGAGAUUCCGGCUGUUAUAAUGAAUGGCAAAGAAGAUUCACAUGAUGUGGACGAGGAUCUUGCACACAGAGUCAGCCAGUUAACCACUAGUACUGUAGAGAAUGUGGAGAUCACCAUUAAGGCCUCUGAAAAAAUUGAGGAGACCCUUUCCCCUGAGGGCUCUCCUUCGAAAUCACCAUCAAAGAAGAAGAAGAAGUUCCGUACUCCAUCUUUCCUAAAAAAGAACAAAAAGAAGGAGAAGGUGGAAGCCUGAGUGCAGUUCAUUCCGAGGCUACAUUGCACAUUUCAAACCCAUGCUUUAGUUCACGUUUUAGUCACGUUAGGUAGGGUUGUGCAGAAAAAUGGGCCUUAACCUAAAAGCAGAACUGGAAAGUAAAAUUAAAUAGAAACAAUGUUAUUUUAAUGAAGCAAAGAAUUCAUCUCUUAAUUAGUUUGUGUAAGAAUUACUAUGAGGGUUUGAAAUACUUAAUAGGUCCACCACAAACUAACACUGGCAGGUGUUCCAAUAUAGCACUAUUGUAAUUUCAAAUACCCUUAUGGUUACACAUGGAGAGUUUUCUCAAUUAGUAGACCUUCAGCACAGUGUCACUAAGGUAGCUGUUGAGUUAUCAGAUAAUGUUGUUUUUUAAAUCUACUGCCUCGCUCUGUAAUUGGAUGAUAUUUCUUAGUAUUGUGAUUUUGACCAUAGCAGUUGUUUUACUCCUGCCUCACAGGGUGCUGUUCACCUCACCUUUUCAACCAUAGGUCAUUUAUGAUACACUGGCACAUAAUAUUAAGAGGGGAAAACUGCAAAAGGAAUUGCAUUUGGAAUUUUACAGACUCUGUAAAAAUUGCAUUCAUCAAUAAUAACUUUUGCCAAAUACUUAAUUUUAGUAAGAUAUAAUUUUUGAAAACUUUUUUUAUUCUAUCAGUUGGGGGGGCAGGGAGAAAGCCCUUAUUUUUCAAUAAAGGGGAUUUUAUACGCUUAACAUUGAUUAACUAUGGCAAAAACAGAAAAAGAAUUUUAUACGUUGAAUUUUUUGUAUACCACUCAGUAUAAAGUAUUAUAGGCAUGUAAACCAAGCAUUUAACAAUAGAAUGUAUUUAAGGAUGCUUGGUGUAGAGUAUACUUAAAUAUAAUUCAGGAAUCCAGAACCUCUGAUUAUUGGGUGUUGAAAGCGUAUAAACUUAACUGGAUUCAGGUUUAAAUCUUACUGUAUUUUUUUCCUCAUGGUAUUGCUGUUGAAUGAAGAAAAAUAAACUUGUUAACAUAUGGCCUAUCCAGGAGAUCAGUUCCAAGUAUGUCCCUUAGCCAUUCUGCGUUACUUCUGCAGCACGUCCAACUAAAUUCUCAGGGCAAAGUCUUGAGGACUUACUUGUUGGUCAAGAUAAAGCCACAAGGGGUUUCUUUCCCUCUUUGCCUUGAGACACUCAGUUGCAAGUCCUCUGUGAGCUCCCUCUUUGCAGAUAUAGAGUGCUGGUACCAUGUUGACAGAAUAUCAAGGCCAUCGGGUGAAGAGUGUAAAACUCAUGCAGCUACAUUCCGAAAGCACUCCAAUGGCAAAGAUUGCUUUGUUCGAGUGAACAUUGCCAUCCAGGUGCAGGAAAAUGCAAAAUGCCCAUGGCAAAAGUGCUUCCACAAGGGAUGGAGUCUAGAUUCCAUGCAACAGCUUAGAAGCAACUGCAUCUAUGUUGCACUAUCAACUGAUCCUCUGGAAAAGCCCACAACCAAAUGAAGGAGACAAAACCGAAAAAGGGAAAGUGAAAUGGGAAGAAUAAGGGGUUGGAGGUAAAGAGAAUAGUAGCUUGUGGAUUAUUUUUCAUAAAAUAUAUGGUAUGGAUUUGGGGGUAUUUUUUAUUAAAUUAAUGGAACAGCCGUUUCAUAUAAAAUGUAUAGGCUUUCAUAUGGGGCGCCACACGUUCACCCCUUGCUAUCAUUGAUUUUAAUGGGAUAAUUUUAAUCUGAGUUUUGCCUUCUCAAGGAGAACCAAUUAGUCAAGCGCUAUAGGUGCUGAUCCUGCCACUUGCUCCUUUUUGCUGGUAGCUUUAUUUUGCUUUGAAACUUAAGAAAGAAAAAUUCAAACCUGUAAAUACAUGCUUAACAUGGAAAUUUGCCUAGGGCCUUUAAACUAGCCUUUGUUCAUCAGUAGCCACAAGAGCAACUACACCUCAAAAUAUCAAUGUGACUCCCAGAUUGCCAGUUGAAAUAUAUACCGUAUAUAGAUUGUUAAAAUAUGGCUGGGUUGUGGUUUGGCAUGAAAAAAUUGACUAUAGCAUGUUGCAGGGCUGGUUAGCUUUGACUGUGUAAGUGUGAAAAUGCAGCGCUGGAGUGACUCUGGAAACGAUAUUCUAGAUCAGUGGUUCCCAACAGGUGGUCCGGGGACCCCCAGGGGUCCGCGAGCUAUGCCAGAGGGGUCCGCAAUAUGCUAUUAGAAUAAAAAAUAUAUUAAAUAUAUUUUGUAUGAUAACAGAUUUUUUGUUUUGGCCGCUUCCUCCAUGAGCAGAGUCUAGCGCAAAACUAGAAUUAGAUAGAGGCAGUAGUUCUGCUGUAUGCCGUUAGGUGGCGCUUUACAAACACUACUGUUUUGCAAAGAGGCAGUGCGCGCAUUCUACUAACGCUCACCUCCCCAAGAUGCUUUGCGCGCGUCGGCUUCAUUUGUGCGCUACUGCACAGGUACCCUGUCUUCUCCAUUCCCCUCCCUCCUCCCUGGCCGCGCUGCCUCUUUGCAAAACAGUAGUGUUUGUAAAGCGCCACCUAAUGGCAUACUUUUUGCAAAACAGUACUACUCUUUGCAAAACAGUAGUGUUUGUAAAGCGCCACCUAACGGCAUACUUUUUGCAAAACAGUACUACUCUUUGCAAAACAGUAGUGUUUGUAAACAAAGCAUUUUUUGCGGAAGCUACAGUUCGCGUAGUUAAAAAUGGACCAUUGGUUUAAAAGUGGUUCGUUAAAACGACAAAGGCCUACAGAUGAAGAGGAAGAACUGUAAAAAACGUAUAAAUAUAAAAAGACUCUUAAUUUGGCUCUCACUUUUUAAUUUUAGGAUUAGGAAUUAAUGGGGGUCCUUGUCACAAUAGCGGCUCGAUGAGGGGUCCUUGAGAAAAUUUUGUUGGGAACCCCUGUUCUAGAUAUCUCAAAAUACUCGAAUCAGUGUGUUCUUUUUUAAAAAAAUAGUGGAAAUCUAUAAGUUGCUUAACUUUGUUUAUGUUCUACAUUUUUGUGUUGUAUUACAACAUAUGUAGAAACAGUAACCUGUGAACUAUGCUUUUCAUAACUUUAAAAAAAUAUAUCUAAAUGAAUGCAAUGUGCGUAAAUAUUUUUUUAAAAAUUCAACCGUGAACUAUUUGCACCUUUUUUUUUGCUAAUGCCUCUAUUUACUUGCUUUGGCAUAAAGAAUGAGCCAGCCAACUCUGUGUCCUGUGGAAAAAAAUAUAAAUGUUGUUGGAAAUUGCUCAUAGAUGUAAUGCUAAUUAAUGUUAAAUCACAAAUAAACAGUAUUUUAAAUACA